Messenger RNA from Penaeus monodon (black tiger shrimp), 2016 nucleotides. Its product is annotated as Down syndrome cell adhesion molecule-like protein Dscam2. Gene Ontology annotation, biological process: axon guidance; dendrite self-avoidance; homophilic cell-cell adhesion. Gene Ontology annotation, molecular function: cell-cell adhesion mediator activity. Gene Ontology annotation, cellular component: axon; plasma membrane. The record is from RefSeq and is a predicted model, not a curated record. Lineage: Eukaryota; Metazoa; Arthropoda; Malacostraca; Decapoda; Penaeidae.
AUGUGCUGCCCUGACUUCAUCUGCGCCAGAAUGUUACCUCAGCCUCAGUCUCUAGCCUCCGGCUGUGUUUCGUCGGUUCAGGGUAUAAGUUGCUGCCGCGCCCUUCGCGAGGGUCCGCGCCUGAUCCAGGAGCCUCCGCCGUACCUCACCUUCCCCAACACCCGCGGCGCUGCCCUCACCUGCACGGCCUCAGCGACGCCCACGCCCACCAUCACCUGGGUGACGGACGACGGGUCCCACGUGGACCCGGUGGCCGGGCUGAGGAGCGUGAGCGGCGCCCGAGGGAACUCCACUCUGACGCUGAUGCCGUUCCGCCCGGACCAGUAUCGCCACGACCUCCAUGCAGCCACGUACAGGUGUUUAGCCACGAACAGCGUGGGGACAGUCACCUCCCGUCCCGUGUCCGUCACUGCAGUGGUGAUGCAGAGGUUCGAAGUGGGAGUGACCGACGCUGCAGGAGAGGUGGGCGGACCAGCUGUGUUCACGUGCGACGUCCCGCCCACGGUGGCCAGCUACGUGACUGUUACGUCGUGGUCGGUGGACGGGCGCACGAUCCGACCCGGAAGCAGGCCAGAGGGCCGUUACUGGGUACUGCCAACGGGUGAGCUGAUCGUGCGCGGCAUCAUGGCCACAGACUCCUACACCCGCGUCUUCUGCACCGCCACCCACAAGUUCGACAUCGCCCCGCACUCGUCCAACCCCGCGAGGGUCAUCGUUACAGGCGAGACAAUGCUAAGUCGACCUCAGCUGCUCCUCCGCCGGGACAUAGUUCGACCGUGGACGAGAGAGGACAUCCUACUGCCUUGCGUUGCUCGAGGACACCCUUUGCCCAGUAUUAGGUGGUAUUACGAGGACGAGGCUCGAGGGCGUGUGGACGUGACCGAGAGCGGAGGGCGUGUUCGGGUGGUCGAGGGGCAGCUCUUCCUGUCCGGAGUCACCACACAGGAGGCCGGCCACUACCUGUGCAUCGCAAAUAAUUCCGCUGGCACCGACUCCUAUAGAGUCAACGUGCAGGUGCGGGACCGCCUCAGCUCCUCCGUCGAGCCGAGCCUGCAGAGAGUUGACCUCGGACGACCCACCAGCCUGACCUGCCGAGUGUCCGGCUCGCCAGUGACCUCUGUGACCUGGUACAAGGACGGACGCCCCCUGCCCCGCCUCCCCCGGGUUACGACGUACGACAGGACUGUGCAUAUCGGGCAGGUUGCCCGCGAGGACGGAGGCAUGUACCAGUGCCUGCGAAAUGACGAGGACUCCACCCAGGCGGCGGCCCAACUGGACCUAGGCGACUCAGCGCCUGUGCUGGAAUAUCGCUUCAUCAGCCAGACGCUUCAGCCGGGCCCCUCAGUGAGCUUAAAGUGCAUCGCGUCAGGGGCACCAACCCCUCACGUCUCCUGGGCGCUCGACGGCUUCCCUCUGCCGCAGCUGGACAGGCUGGUUGUGGGGCAGUACGUGGGCGUGGGCGGUUCGGUGGUCAGCCACGUGAACAUCACCAGCGUGCGGGCGGAAGACGGCGGCGCCUACACCUGCACAGCGACGAACAGGGCUGGCACUGUCUCCCACCAAGCGCGACUCAACGUGUAUGGACCCGCGUACGUUCGGGCCAUGUCGGUGGUGACAGCUGUAGCGGGCGAAGAGCUGGUCGUGUCAUGCCCGGCUGCCGGUUAUCCCUUGGCUCAGCUCACGUGGUCCAAAGACGGACGCACGCUGCCGGUGAUGGCGCGGCAGAAGGUGUACGAGAACGGCACGCUGGUGGUGAGUCGCGUGGAGAAGAGUCGCGACGGCGGUUCGUACACCCGUACGGACGUCCCAACAAGAUGGCGACGUGCUAGAAGGGAAAAUGCCAACUUCAGAAAUCUCCCUCUUUGGUGGAAUCUAAUUUUAAGAGCAAAAGAAGACAUCUCGUUGGUUCGGAAUAGUUUGAAUUUAGCGGCCAUUAAGUUGUAUGACUGCAGCUUGGCCAGCAGCAUCACUGACCCAUAUUAUUUUCAUCUCCCACAACUGACUUACAGUGGUUGA